AUUCCAGAAAGAAAUUGGAAAGUGAAGAUUUAGGGAGAGAAUGUCAUUUUAAAAUACUCUGACUGACUUCAGGGAACGAUGCCAGAAACUUGAAAAGUGCAUCUCAGGCCAGUGUCUUAAGCAUGACUCUCUCCUGCCCUGAGCAGACAAAUUCCAGGACCGAAGGGAGAGAGGGAGAGGCCUUUCCCAUGGCCUUUGCUCCAUUGGCGAUUCCAUGUGUCUCUUCAGGGGCUGCACUGAGCGGCAGGGGCCCUGGCUCCUGAUUGCCCAUCUGUCAGGAAGACACAUGCAGCCAAAGAUGAAUUUGCGAAAAGUAGCCGCUUGCACCUUUAACCAUGGAAAAGCAGGUCUGCAGUGAGAUGGAAAUAAUCCCAUCAACGUCCUACUCCUACGUUAAAUUGUUGAAAAUCAACCGUGAACUUCUGGUCACUCACAUCCGCAACACGCAGUGUCUGGUGGACAACCUGCUGAAGAAUGACUACUUCUCAGAUGAGGACGCAGAGAUCGUGGGUGCCUGCCCCACGCAGCCCGACAAGGUCCGCAAAAUUCUGGACUUGGUACAGAGCAAGGGGGAGGAGGUAUCCGAGUUCUUCCUCUACGUGCUCCAGAAACUCGAAGAUGCUUACCUGGACCUCAGGCCUUGGCUGUUGGAGAUCGGCUUCUCCUCUUCCAAGCUCAUUCAGAGCAAAGUUGUUGUCAACACUGACCCAGUGAGCAGAUACACUCAGAAGCUGCGACACCAACUGGGCCGCGACUCCAAGUUCAUCUUGUGCUAUGCACAGAAGGAGGAGCUGCUGCUGGAAGACAUGUACACGGACACCAUCGUGGAGCUGGUCAACUUCAGCAACGAGAGCCUGGGCAGCCUGGGCAGCCUGGCCUGCCUGCUGGACCACUCCACGGGUGUCCUCAACGAGCAGGGCGAGACCAUCUUCAUCUUCGGGGACGCCGGCGUGGGCAAAUCCAUGCUGCUGCAGCGGCUGCAGAGCUUCUGGGCCACGGGCCGGCUGGACGCCGGGCUCAAGUUCUUCUUCCACUUCCGCUGCCGCAUGUUCAGCUGCUUCAAGGAGAGCGACGUGCUGAGUCUGCAGGACCUGCUCUUCAAGCAUCACUGCUACCCGGAGCAGGACCCCGAGGAGGUGUUCGCCUUCCUGCUGCGCUGCCCGCACACGGCCCUCUUUACCUUCGACGGCCUGGACGAGCUCCACUCGGACUUCGACCUGAGCCACGUGCCCGACACCUCCUCGCCCUGGGAGCCCGUCCACCCCCUGGUCCUGCUGGCCAACCUGCUCAGCGGGACACUGCUCAAGGGGGCCGCCAAGCUGCUCACGGCCCGCACGGGCACCGAGAUCCCACGCCAGCUCCUUCGGAAGAAGGUGCUUCUGCGGGGCUUCUCGCCCAGCCACCUGCAGGCCUACACCAGGAAGAUGUUCCCGGACCGGGCGGUGCAGGGCCACCUGCUGGAGCAGCUGGAAGCCAACCCCAACCUCUGCAGCCUGUGCGCGGUGCCCCUUUUCUGCUGGAUCAUCUUUCGCUGCUUCCAGCACUUUCACAGCGCUUUCGACAGCUCCCCGCAGCUGCCCGACUGCACCGUGACCCUGACCGACGUCUUCCUGCUGGUCACUGAGGUCCACCUGAACAGGACACAGCCCACCAGCCUGGUGCAGAGGAACACACGGAGCCAGACGGAGACGUUCCGUGCCAGCCAGGGCACCCUGCACUCGCUGGGGCAGGUGGCCCACUGGGGCAUGGAGAAGAACCUCUUUGUCUUCGGCCAGGAGGUGGUGCAGGCCUCCGACAUGCAGGAGGGGGCUCUGCAGCUGGGCUUCCUGAGGGCCGUGCCCGAGCUGGGCCUCGGCGGGGACGAGCAGUCCUACGAGUUUUUCCACAUCACCCUCCAGGCCUUCUUUACCGCCUUCUUUCUCGUGGUGGAUGACAAGGUGGGCACUCAGGAGCUUCUCAGGUUCUUCCAGGAGUGGGCGCCUCCCGGGGAGGCGGUGGCGGCCUCCUGCCCUCCCAUCUUCCUCCCUUUCCAGUGCCUGAGGGACAGCGGCCUGGCGAGGGAAGACCCCUUCAAGAACAAGGAUCACUUUCAGUUCAUCAACCUCUUCCUGUGCGGGCUGUUGUCCAAAGCCAAACAGAAGCUCCUGCAGCACCUCGUGCCCGCCGCAGCCCUGAGGAGGAAGCGCAAGGCCCUGUGGGCACACCUGUUCGCCAGCCUGCGGUCCUACCUGAAGAACCUGCCCCGCGUUCAGUCCGGGGGCUUCAGCCAGGUGCAGGCCAUGCCCACCUUCAUCUGGAUGCUGCGCUGCAUCUACGAGACGCAGAGUGAGAAGGUGGGGCAGCUGGCGGCCAGGGGCAUCUGCGCCAACUACCUCAAGCUGACCUACUGCAACGCCUACUCGGCCGACUGCAGCGCCCUCGCCUUCGUCCUGCACCACUUCCGCAAGCGGCUGGCCCUCGACCUGGACAACAACAACCUCAACGACUACGGCGUGCGGGAACUGCAGCCCUGCUUCAGCUGCCUCACCGUCAUCAGACUCAGCGUAAACCAGAUCACUGACAGUGGGGUAAAGGUGCUGUAUGAAGAGCUGACCAAGUACAAAAUUCUGACAUAUUUAGGCUUAUACAACAACCAGAUCACGGAUGUCGGAGCCAGGUACGUCGCCAGAAUCCUGGAUGAAUGCAAAGGCCUCACACACCUUAAACUGGGAAAAAACAAAAUCACGAGCGAAGGAGGAAAGUGUCUCGCCCUGGCCGUGAAGAACAGCAAAUCGAUCAGUGAAAUUGGGAUGUGGGGCAACAGCAUCGGUGAUGAAGGAGCAAAGGCCUUCGCAGAGGCUCUGAGGAACCACACCAGCCUGACCAACCUAAGUCUUGCAUUCAAUGGCAUCUCUACAGAAGGAGGAAAGAGCCUCGCUCAGGCCCUGCAGCAGAACGUGUCUCUGAGAAUAUUCUGGCUCACCAAAAAUGAACUCGACGAUGAAGUGGCAGAGAGCUUGGCGGAGAUGUUGGAAGUCAACCAGACAUUGAAACAUUUAUGGCUUAUCCAGAACCAGAUCACAGCCAAGGGCAUUGCGCAGCUGGCAGACGCGUUACGGAGGAACACGGGCAUCGUGGAGAUUUGCCUAAACGGGAACUUGAUAAAGCCGGAGGAGGCCAAAGUCUUUGAGGAUGAGAAGCGGAUCAUCUGUUUCUGAGAGGAUGCUUUCCUGUUCACGCGUCCGGGCCCUGCGAGGCUCUUGAGCAGCAGACGCCCCUCUGUGCGGUCCCCUCGUCUGAGAUGUCUGAAAGGACUCUGCUGAGAGGGGACCGCCAGGAGUCCACUGCCUUCGUGAUGCGGAUCAGCCCCCACGCGGACGCUCUGCCUGGCAGGCUCUCCGCAUAGCUGCUCUGUUUGCAGGGGAAGAGUGUGCUCUGUGAGCCAUUUUCGUUACCGUAAACGUACUAAGAGGAGGCAUUAAUGCGUAUCCAUGAUUCUUUUAACCUGAAACUAGAGGAAUGAGACUUUGAGUUCAUAAAAACACCUGCCCUGAGGACCAGGAGUGCGUUGGUCACUGCCAUCUUCGUCAAAGAGUUGGGACACACGGUGCCGAGUGCCUUGGAGAGAGAAAGGUGCUCGACGAACAGGUGUUUUUCCCUGAAAUGUUCUCUUCUUCCUCGGUUCUGCUCCACGUGCUGAUGUCAUCCCCGCUUCCCAGAUGCAGCUACCGAGGUGCCUACAGUGUGCGGAUUUGACUCAUCCAAGGUUCUGCAGAAAGUUGGUGCCAAGGGAAGGACUCGUCGCAGGCUUGUUUCAGUCGUGGGGUCUCGCCGUCUGCCGACAAAGAUCACCGGGUGCCCUCUUAGCCGGUCUAAGAGAAAGGAUGACGAUGCCUUCAGAUGCCGAGGUUCUGCCCGAGGAUUUCUCCUGGAUAGGCUGACGUCCUCCCGUGAGCGAAUACUGUGGGCAAGGCCGCUGUGCUCCAGGAAGAAGGAUCACUGCCCGCUCUCCAAAAGGAACCAGGCGUGCCUUACCUCUGUGGCCCUGGCAGCCACAGAAGCUUCUCUCUCUCGCCCUCUUGAGGAAGGGGAGUCUCCUCCUGCCCGUGAGUAGUUGUGAGAGUGACUGAGCUGGAGCCAGGACUCAGGGAACCGCUGGAACCUGGGUAGCGGAGCAUGGUAGACACCUGCCACCAUGGCGGGCAUGUGGUGGAUGCCAGGUGGGGGAGCUGGUGGUCGAACCAGAGGACUUGUUCUUUUGCUAAUUCAUUUGCUAAUAAAACACUGAAAACACUCAACUAUUUCUAA
Pteropus alecto (black flying fox) is the source of this 4287-nucleotide messenger RNA. It is a transcript of the gene NOD1, whose product is annotated as nucleotide binding oligomerization domain containing 1. The coding region runs from base 336 to 3197 and encodes 953 amino acids. NCBI's taxonomy places the organism in Eukaryota, Metazoa, Chordata, Mammalia, Chiroptera, Pteropodidae. Gene Ontology annotation, biological process: regulation of apoptotic process. The record is from RefSeq and is a predicted model, not a curated record. Gene Ontology annotation, molecular function: protein binding. The transcript is spliced from 12 exons.